Molecule: messenger RNA, 2006 nt
Organism: Photinus pyralis (common eastern firefly)
Lineage: Eukaryota; Metazoa; Arthropoda; Insecta; Coleoptera; Lampyridae
Product: nose resistant to fluoxetine protein 6-like
Exons: 12
Coding region: 161-1888 (575 amino acids)
Molecular function (GO): acyltransferase activity, transferring groups other than amino-acyl groups
Source: RefSeq, a predicted model, not a curated record
UUUUGCUUGUCUAUUAUAUCUGUAUCUUGUGGAAGCCCUUGUUCCAAGAGAAAAACUGCAAGCGUUCGAUUUCUCCUCUCAACUAAGUACACUCACUUUCGAAGGUUUCUCCAAAAAUUGUUCGCAACAGCUAUCCAAGUAUGUCACGGAUCUCUUGGAGAUGAAGCGAUGGGCAGUAGAAAUGUAUGACGCGUCGGGAAAAUAUCCACCGGCGACACUAGACGGCAACUCUUUCGCACUGGGAUCAUUGGACCAGUGUAUAAAUAUCGCUGAAGGUCCACCAGGAACAGAAAUUUCCGGAAAGUACUGCCUUGGCAGAGUUACUCCACGUUGGGAGAUGACUUUGGAGACGAAAACUGCUACAUCUCAAUUGGAUGAUACCGUUAUUGGUUACUGCAUACCAAGUACAUGCACAGCAAAAGAAUUUGAAAGCUAUUAUGCAAAUAGUGGACUGGAAAGGGUAUCGGAGCUUUCUUGCCAAACAAAAAAAGAUCAUUUCCAAUUCGACGUCGGAACCAAAGUUGUUUUAACCUUUUUUGCGCUGUGGAUUUUAUGGAUAAUAUUCUCAACUGCUUAUGAUAUAGUAAUUCAACACUUGAACAAGGAGCCGUCGCAUUGGUUGUUAGUUUCCUUUUCCUGUUACACAAACACCAAGAGACUUUUUGAUAUAACCACAGACGCAACUGAGAUCACUUGUUUACAUGGAUUGCGAGUAUUAACGAUGAUAUGGAUCAUUUUAGUGCAUCAUUAUUUGAGUGUUUCUAAUUUUCCGGAAAGAAGUAACUACAAAGAAGAUUUUUACGCUGCUCAUAUUACAAGCGGUAUAAUUGCCACAGGAGCCGAAACUUCGGUCAAUACUUUCUUUUUGUUAAGCGGAUUGACAUUGUCCUAUGUUUUCAUGAGAAAAACAGGCAAGCUUGGGAAGUUCAAUCUAUUGGCGUUUUACGCUCACAGAUAUGUUAGAUUAACACCGACACUGGGUGUCAUUGUUCUUGUUUAUGUCUUCUUAUUGAAGUACAUGGGAUCCGGGCCGCUGUGGCCCGAACUCGCUCGACGAGUGUCUGCCCCAUGUGAGACAAAUUGGUGGAAAACCUUACUGUAUAUUCAAAACAGUGACAAAUACAUAUGCGUAGAGCAGACAUGGUUUCUUGGGAUGGACACGCAACUCUACUUUCUGUCACCACUGUUACUAUUGCCCUUACUAAAAAAGCCAAGAUUAGCUCUAUACGUAAUUGGAGGUCUUGCUAUGUGCUGCGUGGCUUUGAGUAUUAUUCCAACGCUGCUCUUUAUACGAGCUAGAAGUCAAUAUUCCCCGACUAUUAGGCAGAUACAUGAUUGGGCCCCUUAUAACGUGGCUGGUCCGUGGUUGCUUGGAAUUAUUUUGGGCUACCUCAUAUACAGUAACAGUAACAGAAAGGCGGACACAAAUAUUAAUAAAAUCUAUGUUGUAGUUAUCUGGACGACUGCCGUUGCUGUGAUACUAGCUUGCAUGUUUUAUCGAUUUAACGAUACUGCGUUAGUGGCUAUUGCAAAACCGCUUAGACGAACUGCAUGGGCGGUUGCUGUGGCGUGCAUCGUUUAUGCUUGUCAAUUUGGAUAUGGUGGGAUAGUAAACAGGUUUUUGUCCAGCAAAAUAUUUAAAUUUUUAUCUAGGAUAUCGUAUAGUGUCUUCUUAUCGCAUCUUUUAAUUCAAGUCGUGGUAAUCGAAGGCAUGCAGAUGCCUGUCGUUAUAUCGCAAAGCUAUUUGCUGGAAAUACUACUGACUAACUUUGCCAUAACACUUCCAGUAUCAAUUCUUUUAACAGUAACAUGUGAAUCCCCACUCAUAUCCAUCGAGAAAAGGAUACUAAGCAGUCCUAGAAAUCAAAUCAAAAAUUCGGCGAGUUAAAAAACGUCUGUUGUGGCUUUUGGAUAACGUUAACCGUCCUUAUUAAUAUCACUAACAUUAAAGACAAACAGUUAGACAUUGUAAUAUAUGUGUAAUUCAAGUAAAUUUUAACAUUGUA